Juglans microcarpa x Juglans regia is the source of this 2525-nucleotide messenger RNA. RefSeq names its product J domain-containing protein required for chloroplast accumulation response 1-like. Gene Ontology annotation, biological process: clathrin-dependent endocytosis; clathrin coat disassembly. Gene Ontology annotation, cellular component: intracellular membrane-bounded organelle; cytoplasm; vesicle. The transcript has 9 exons. Gene Ontology annotation, molecular function: clathrin binding. NCBI's taxonomy places the organism in Eukaryota, Viridiplantae, Streptophyta, Magnoliopsida, Fagales, Juglandaceae. Bases 275 to 2338 code for a protein of 687 amino acids. The record is from RefSeq and is a predicted model, not a curated record.
UCUCUCUCCAAGUCUUGUAUGGCUUCAAAUUCCACUUACCCUUCUUUCUUCGUCUUCUUCGGCAUCAUAUAUUUUUUUCCUCUCCUCGUCACUUUCAUGAGAGAAAAACUUCCGAAACUUGUGGCUCAAGACCUCAAUUAAUCUCUAGUCUGUUAUUGUUCACAGCCCAACAUGGCAGCUCAGAGGUUUCCUCCCGCCAAAUGAUUUUUUUUCCCUGCGAAUUAAUAUGCUUGUUUCUAUCGAUUGUUGGUCCGGUUGAUUGCUGUCUGCGAAAAUGGAGAGAGUUUCGCAGAGAGAGACUGUUCUUUUAAGGUAUAGUAGUCUUCGGCGAUCUUUCACGAGCUCCAGCUCUUCGCCCAAGGCUCCCUGCAGAGAACUGGAUUUAGAUUUCCACGAUGUGUUCGGCGGACCACCGAGACAGUCGUCAGUUCAAGAAAAUCGGUUCAGUUUCAACGAAGCCGCGGAUUUCCAUGGACGUAGAGGGGACGAGGAUGAAGCACUUUCAUGUCCUGUUAUUGGCGGGAAGCCUGUGUUUGGGGAUAAGAAUGAGAUCAAUCGAAGGCGGUGCCUGAGCAAUGAUUUCUUUGAUGACAUAUUCCGAGGCGAUGAAUCUUUGAGCCCUGCCCGAGCCCUGCCACCCAAAGCUGACCCAUUCAGCUUACCUGCCAAAUUGCCCAAGGGGAUGGACUUGCCGGUAUUUGGUUCCACCCUUCAUAGUUCAUCUAAAUACAAGGAUGGUGCAUCCAAUGGAAUCAGCCUUUCUAAUUCUUCAACUUCCACCCUUUCGGGAUUCUCAAGCCAAGCAAUUCAAUGCCAAGAGGAGUUGGGGAAUGAUGUUCAGUCAUCUUAUCGCCAAAGCCCUUUAUCUCCUAAGAUCUCUCGUGUCAGCUUAGAGUCGUCAGACUUGAAUAACUCUGAUAAAAGAGACAGAGAAGGCAACGGGAAAAACGAUUCAAAUAGUUUGGAGGUCCAAAGGGAAAGUGGUCAGUUUCACUUUUCUAUAUACAGAUGGGCUAGCAAAGGAGUGCCAUUGGCGACACUUUUUAGAGGGAAUAGGUCUGCCAAGUUUGAGAGAUGCUCAAGCUCAAAUGGAUGGCAGGAAAGCGGAAGAAUGGCGAGGGAAUCAUCUACAAAGUCCUCUAAGAUGGAAUGCAACCAACAGGAAAAUGACUCUAUUCUUGAUACAAGAGUUCUAGAUAUGGUAGAACCUUGUCAAAGUGUUUCAGAAUUAAGUCUUCCCACACCAGAAUCAGAAACCCUGAGCUGCCUUCAAAAUGCUGUUGAUGAUGUUCCUGGUAAUACCAUCUUGCACGAAAAAAGAGAAGAAAUAAAACCUCAAUCUGUGUCCGUGAUAGAAUUGGGUGAUAAUGCCAAGCAAGUUCACAAGCCUGCAGUGAAAGUCAAACCCUCACAUUCUCUGUUCCUUGAUAACAAAUAUGAACGAGGCAAUGAUGGAAUAGGUGAAAAAGGUGACGGUAAGGAAAGGACAGUUAUAAGCACAAAAGAGCCAUUAGUACUUGUUGAUGCAAGUAAAAAUGUAAAGAAACAAGAUGGAAAAAGAACUACUUUUCAGGAUUCAACCAUGUACUCAGCUGAGAAGCUUGGGAGGAACAAAGUUAAGGGAAGGGUCAAAGACUUCGUUAAAAUUUUCAACCAAGGAGCUUCUCAAAAACCCAAAGACAAUAUUGAUAUUGACUGUGGAAUUCAAAGCUCUAAAGGGAAGAAGAGAGACACUUACAGAGUAGCGAAUGAAGUAAGAAUUGGCACACCUGGAUCAGAUGAGAAUACUCCAAGGGCCCAUGCAGAUGAAUAUCUGAAACAAUCAGAGAAAGAAGAUUCUGCCUUCAAGACCGCCAACUAUGUAUUUAGUGAUACUUUGUCAGGACAAAAGGAUUACUCACCAUCAAAUGCAUCAAUUCUUAAUGGCUCGAAGGCUAUAAUUGAAGACGCGGAUGAGUCCUUCCGAGGGAACUACAUUAUAAAAGAAUUACCCCAAGGCCACAAUGAACUGCCUCAAAGUGUUGACAAAGAUGAAGAAAUCAAUGUUAUCGAUGCAAAAAUAAGACACUGGUCCAAUGGAAAGGCAGGAAAUAUAAGAUCACUGCUAUCGACUUUACAAUAUGUUCUUUGGCCAGAGAGUGGGUGGAAGCCUGUAGCUCUUGUUGAUAUAAUUGAAGGAACUUCAGUGAAAAGAGCUUAUCAGAAAGCUUUACUCUGCCUACAUCCAGAUAAGCUACAGCAGAAGGGUGCGGCUUCGGAUAAAAAAUACAUUGCAGAAAAAGUUUUUGAUAUUUUGCAGGAGGCAUGGACUCAUUUCAACUCACUUGACGCAUUGUGACUUCAGUCUUUUAUGGUAAUGUUCCGUCAGUGGACAAGAACACAGAUGAGUUGCUCAGAAACAAAACGUCCACACAAUUAAGGAAGGAUCUGUUUGGGAUUGUCAGUGGAUAAUAGAAAUUUUCAUUGUAGAAUUUGUCUGUGGAGUUUUGCCAAAAAAUCCUAUUAUUGAAAAGUUCUUUUUACCA